Oreochromis aureus is the source of this 2370-nucleotide messenger RNA. Its product is annotated as protocadherin alpha-8-like. Gene Ontology annotation, molecular function: calcium ion binding. The record is from RefSeq and is a predicted model, not a curated record. Lineage: Eukaryota; Metazoa; Chordata; Actinopteri; Cichliformes; Cichlidae. The transcript is spliced from 2 exons. Gene Ontology annotation, cellular component: plasma membrane. Gene Ontology annotation, biological process: homophilic cell-cell adhesion. The coding region runs from base 1 to 2370 and encodes 789 amino acids.
AUGGAACAAAGAAAACGUGAACGAGAAAUAGCGAGAGGAUAUCUGUUUGGAUGUGCAGCUGCUGUGCUUUUGUGGACUGUAGCAUCAGCGCAAUUACGGUAUUCGAUCUCUGAAGAAGUUGAAGACGGAACUAUGGUUGGAAACAUAGCAAGAGAUCUGGGAUUAGAUAAAAACACGUUGAAAGACCGGAAGUAUCGGAUUGUUUCAAGUAAUGCGGAUCCCCUUUUCUAUGUGAAUCCAAACGACGGCGUUCUGUAUGUGAGCAGAAAGAUUGACAGAGAGGAGGUGUGUGCGCAGAGCAGUGCGUGUGUAAUAAAUGUCAAAACAGUGCUAGAAAACCCGCUGGAGGUCCAUUAUGUGGAAGUGGAGGUUGUAGAUAUAAAUGACCAUGAGCCCAUUUUCCACGAAAAAGACAAGAAAUUGGAGAUUUCAGAGUCAGUGUUGCCCGGAGCACGAAUCCAGCUAAAAGCUGCGCUUGAUCGAGACAUUGGUCAGUUUUCCGUGCAGCAGUAUAAACUUAGCAACAACGACCAUUUCCGUUUGGAAGUUAAGGAUAAAGGAGACGAUGGUAAAAUACCUAUUUUAGUUGUUCAAAAAUCUUUAGACAGAGAAAUAGCAGGAAGCCAUUCACUAAUACUGAGGGCCCUUGAUGGGGGCAAACCUCCGAAAUCAGGUGACAUGAAUAUCCUGGUAAAUGUUUUGGAUAUUAAUGAUAACGCACCUGCUUUCCCUAAACAUGAUUAUUCUUUUACACUCAGUGAAAAUAUUCCCCUCGGAACAAUAGUCGUACAAGUAAAUGCAACGGAUUUGGAUGAUGGGCCUAACGGAGAGAUAGUUUACUCAUUUAGCAACAGUAUGAAUCAAAAUAUAUUAAAUCUAUUUGACAUUAAUUCAAUGACAGGGGAAAUAACUGUUAAAAAUUUAAUAGAUUACGAAGAAAGGGACAAAUAUGAAAUAGAAAUCCAGGCAUCAGAUAAAGGUUUGGCUCCUCUUAGCACAGAAAAAAGCGUCAUAAUCAAGAUAGUUGAUGUAAAUGAUAACGCACCUGAGAUUGAGGUUACUUCGUUUUCAAAUUCCAUCCCUGAAGAUUCCAGGCCUGGAACUACAGUAGCUCUUAUUAGUAUAAAUGAUUUGGACUCUGGUCUUAACGGAAAAGUGAUCUGCAGUCUCAAUAAAAAUGUACCCUUCAGCCUGUCGCCAUCUUUACAGGACAAAAUGUUUUCAUUAGUGACCAAAUCCCCUCUGGACAGAGAGAAACAGUCACAAUAUGAGUUGACAAUAACGGCAAAAGACGCAGGUCAGCCACAGUUAUCAUCUGAGAAGACAAUAAGCGUUACGGUGUCCGAUGUGAAUGACAAUAGUCCAGAGUUUUCACUGAGCCCAUAUACUUUCUAUGUUACUGAGGGGAACAAUCCAGGAGCUUCAGUUUUUUCUGUUAAAGCCUCUGAUCGUGAUGAGAAUGACAAUGCGCGCAUUUCCUAUCAUAUUAUCAGAGACGGAAGUGAAGAUAAUAAAUUCACUUCAUUUCUAAACAUAAACUCUGAAAAUGGCAACGUUUUAGCGUUGAAAAGUUUUGAUUUUGAAACGCUGAAAACUUUCCAAUUCCAAGUUGUUGCCUCAGAUUCUGGAACUCCGUCAUUAAGCAACAAUGUCACAGUCAACGUCUUCAUCCUAGAUCAGAACGAUAAUGUUCCAGUCAUGCUGUAUCCACUCAGCUCCAACGGCUCUGCUCAAGGUGUGGAGGAGAUUCCCCGAAACGUCAACGCAGGACACUUGGUGACUAAAGUCAGAGCCUAUGACGCUGAUAUAGGAUAUAAUGGCUGGUUGCUCUUUUCACUGCAGGAAGUGACUGACCACAGUCUCUUUGCUUUGGACCGCUAUACAGGACAGAUCAGAACACUUCGCUCAUUCACAGAGACAGACGAGGCUGAGCAUAAACUGCUCGUACUGGUCAAAGACAACGGCAACGUUUCUCUCUCAGCAACAGCUACAGUGAUUGUCAAACUUGUGGAGCCCAAAGAGGCUUUUGCAGCUUCUGAUGUUAAAAGUGCAGCAAAAGAUGAUGAGGACAGUAAUGUCAUAUUUUACCUCAUGAUAUCUUUGGGCGCAGUUUCUGUACUUUUUCUCGUCAGCAUCAUCGUGCUGAUUGCAAUGCAGUGCUCCAAAUCCACAGACUAUACGUCUAAAUAUCUGCCAGAGACUAAUUAUGAUGGGACACUGUGUCACAGCAUCCAGUACAGAUCAGGAGAGAAGCGGUACAUGCUAGUUGGACCCAGAAUGAGUAUAGGAUCUACUAUAGUUCCGGGCAGUCAUGCAAAUACUCUAGUGCUGCCUGAUAGGAGAAGGACAUCUGAAGAGGGGAAGCAUUGA